AUGGUCGCCUCAGUUCUUAUCGUCGGCGCAGGCCCCACAGGUCUCACUCUUGCUCUUGCGUUGCUGAAGAAUGGCGUCCCCGUUCGCAUCAUCGACAAGAUGCCCGAGCCUCGGGUGGGGCAAAAGGGCAAUGGCCUUCAGCCUCGUACCCUCGAGGUCUUCAACCUCCUUGGAGUCCUUGACGACGUGCUCGCCAGCUCUGGAACCUUCAAGCCGGUGCGCGUGUACAAGAUGCCGGGUGGAGUCGAGGUGGCGAAGGAAAUCAUUCCGACUACUUUGAAGGAUCCAUUACCGGACAAGCCGUGGCCUAACGCUCGCAGCAUGGGUCAAGACCGCCUCGAAGCCAUCCUCGCUCGACACCUCGAGGCGCAUGGAUGCUUUAUCGAACGCGGCGUGGAGCUGCAAAGCUUCACGCAGAGCGACGACAUGGUCUCUGUCCAGCUAAAGAAAGCAGAUGGCAGCGUCGAACCCGUUGACGUCGAGAUCCUCGUCGGUUGUGAUGGUGCGCAUAGCGCCGUGCGCAAGGGGCUUGGGUUGUCGUUUCUAGGAGAAACCAUGGACGAAGACUGGAUGAUUGUGGGGGAUGUAUACGUGAAGGGUUUGAGUAGCGACUAUUGGCACGUUUGGGGCGGUCCGGGAGGUGCGCCAGGUGGUACGCCUGGCAAUUCCGACGGAUUAUUCUUCAAUCUUCGCACGGCUGAUGAUCCAGGGUUGUUCGCUGUCGUAGCCGGCGGUCCCAAGGCCCGAGAGCAACCCCUGGACACUCGCAAUGGCCUCGUUGAAGCAUUCUAUGCGACGACGGGCCGCACGGAUAUCGAGUUCGGGGUGCUCAAGCACGCAUCUUGGUGGCGCCCGAACAUUCGGAUGGUGAACAAGUUUAGCGAAGGCCGGAUUUUCAUUGCUGGAGCCCAGCGAGGGGAUCCUCGGGGCGACGGCCUGGUGAUGGCUCGGGAUGGGAUAGCAGCUCGUCUACACGCGUGUGGCUCGGGCCUACGGCCCGGGAUCCCUACUCCAACGCACAGUCCGGCCGGAGGGCAAGGCCUGAAUUCCAGUGUUCAGGAUGGUUUCAACCUCGCCUGGAAGAUCGCCCUCGUGCACAAGAAGCUCGCCGCUCCUACCCUGCUCGCCACCUACACCGCCGAGCGCCUCCCCGUCAUCGCCACCAUGCUCCAGAAGACGACCGCGCUGUUCAGCAAGACGCUUGCCCUCUUCAAGCAGGGCGCCGGCGCUGCGGCGGACGAUGCGGAGAGGGAGUGGAAGCGGACGCGGAGCGAGAUGGAGCAGCUCGGGGUGAACUAUAGGGGGAGCGACAUUGUGCUUGACGAAAGGAACCCGCUGGCCGAUGCGGUGCCGAGCGCGUACGGGUCGGGGGAUGGGGUGUUGAGGGCGGGCGAUCGCGCGCCGUCGGCACCGCUGAGGUGUGCCGCUGACGCGGGGGUGCAGAAGCUGUUCGACGUGCUGGGCUGCGAGAAGGACACGGUGCUUGUGUUCACCGCAAAGGGGGGAACGGCGCAGGCCGUCGUUGACGCUGCCAAGUCGCUGCCUAAGGGUGCGGCGGAGGUCGUCGUUAUCACGCCGGAAGGACAGGUCUUUGAAGCCAUUGACGCGAAGGUCCUGCAAGAUGUCGACGGACAGGCAUCCAGCAUAUACCAGGUGGACCACGAGCCGACCAUCGUCGUCGUUCGUCCGGACGGGGUGAUUGGGGCCAUUGUGCUGGAGACCGGAGGAAUCGGGAGAUACUUCGUUAAAAUUCUGGCUUGA
Schizophyllum commune H4-8 is the source of this 1761-nucleotide messenger RNA. Its product is annotated as FAD/NAD(P)-binding domain-containing protein. The record is from RefSeq and is a predicted model, not a curated record. Lineage: Eukaryota; Fungi; Basidiomycota; Agaricomycetes; Agaricales; Schizophyllaceae. The transcript has 9 exons. Gene Ontology annotation, molecular function: FAD binding. The coding region runs from base 1 to 1761 and encodes 586 amino acids.